Mytilus californianus (California mussel) is the source of this 951-nucleotide messenger RNA. RefSeq names its product serine/arginine repetitive matrix protein 2-like. The record is from RefSeq and is a predicted model, not a curated record. NCBI's taxonomy places the organism in Eukaryota, Metazoa, Mollusca, Bivalvia, Mytilida, Mytilidae. The transcript has a single exon. Bases 1 to 951 code for a protein of 316 amino acids.
AUGGAAAAAGAAAUAAUUGUUUGCCUUCUUUUUAACUCCAUAGUUACAGAGAAGAAGAGUUCCAGUCAGACUUCUAACCACAGAGAUUCUAGAUCGCCAUCAAAAAAAUUGAGUUCCAGUCAGACUUCUAACCACAGAGAGUCUAGAUCGCCAUCAAAAAAAUUGAAGUCUACAAAUACAUUGAAGUCCACAACAAGACCAUCUACCAGGCAAGAAUCACCACCAUUUCGUCAGAAGUCAAGAUCUCGAUCACCACUUAUCACACAGAGGUCCAGAUCAAGAUCAAGAUCCCCACCAUUAUCUCAGAGGUCAAGAUCUAGAUCUCCAUCAAACAAUCAGACAUGGAGAUCUAGAUCAAGAAGCUAUUCACCGCCGACAGAUAUUUUUUCAAAACUAAAAUCUAUUUAUUCCUAUUCGUCCAAGUCCACAACAAGAUCACCAACAACACAGAAUCCAUCACAAAGAAAACCGUCAAACACAACUCAAAAAUCCACAAGACCUUCAAUAGAGGAGAUAUUACAAGAAUUGAAAAAAAGAUCCUCACAUAGUCUCCAUACUCAGAAAUCAAAAUCUAGUGAAGAUAGGUCACAUUCAACAGGGAACAGUCAAGGGUCUAGAUCUUCCUCACCUCUUGAGGAUUAUCUACUGCCAAGCUCACAAUCUCAACCACAGAGAGUUUCUACCAACAACAACAGAGCAAGGUCUAGAUCACCACUAGAGGAUUGGCAGUCAUUCAGCAGCAACAUAAGCUCAAGGUCUCAUGUCAGGGAAAAUACUCCAACACCAGCUGCAAAAAAUAUACCAUCUGGCAGAAAGACGAGUAACAAUUCAGAGACAUUUCCAUUGUCUGAUGAACGUAAGUGUAAAUUUACAUCUGCAUUUCAAAAUGAUAUCACACAAAAUUUUGAAUCAAACACUAGGAAAUACCUUCAACAUGCCUUACUAUUUUGA